This is a messenger RNA of Camellia sinensis, 2095 nucleotides long. Its product is annotated as iridoid oxidase. The record is from RefSeq and is a predicted model, not a curated record. Lineage: Eukaryota; Viridiplantae; Streptophyta; Magnoliopsida; Ericales; Theaceae. Gene Ontology annotation, molecular function: oxidoreductase activity, acting on paired donors, with incorporation or reduction of molecular oxygen; monooxygenase activity; iron ion binding.
ACAACCCAAUCUGAAUCAUGAGAGAAGCAUAUCUUUUUACUGUCAUUUAUUUCUUCAAAAAACAUAAAUAUUGAUUCAAGAUGUCUUAUAUAUAUAGAAUAUAUCAGCACUCAAGCUACAAGUGAACUAUGAGAGUAUAAUUUAAAGGGGGGCAAAACAAAGUAAGAGGUCAAACACAGAAAUGGAGUACAACUGGUAUUCAUUUACCUGGCCGAGCGUUUCUUUUUUAGCUGCUCUGUUUCUUCUGAUCAGCAGGAUCAAGGCUUGGAAAGGUGGUAACAAACAGCGUCCGCCAGGGCCUCCAGGAUGGCCGGUUGUUGGCAACAUGUUUGAUCUCGGAUCUAUGCCCCACCAGAACUUGUACAAACUCAGAUUCAAGUAUGGACCAGUUCUUUGGUUGGAGCUCGGUUCUGUCAACACAAUGGUUGUACAAUCGGCCAAAGCAGCGGCAGAGUUGUUCAAAAACUACGAUCAAGUUUUUUGUGACCGCAAGGUCACUGAUGCACUAACAUCCUUGGGCUACAACCAGGGAUCGUUGGCUGUUGGUAACUACGGCGUGUAUUGGCGCAUACUACGGCGACUGUGUUCCAUGGAGCUUCUAGUCAACAAACGAAUAACCGGUACAGCUGCGCUCAGGCGGAAAUGUAUUGAUAACAUGACUCGAUGGAUUGAGGAGGAUUCGGCAGCAGCACGUGCACGUGGAGGGUCAGGUGAGGUAGAGAUAAGCCGCUUCCUCUUCCUCAUGGCUUUCAACAUCGUAGGCAAUCUCACGCUGUCAAGAGAUGUCUUGGAACCGGACUCGGAACAAGGGCGUGAAUUCUUUGAUGCUAUGAACAAGAUCAUGGAGUGGGCGGGGACACCAAAUGUGGCGGACUUCCUGCCUUUUUUGAGAUUGCUGGACCCAUUAAGGAUCAAAAGAAACAUGGUACGGGACAUGGGACGAGCCAUGAAUAUUGCAGAUGGCUUUGUGAAGGACAGGAUUCAAAAGAAGCAGUCGGGCACGAAGAACACGAACAAAGAUUUCCUGGAUGCUAUGUUGGAGUAUGAUGGUGAUGGAAAAGAAGGGCCAGAUAAGAUUUCAGAGAAGAAUGUGAUGAUUAUCAUCCUGGAAAUGUUUUUCGCCGGAUCAGAAACUACAAGCAGCACCAUUGAAUGGGCAAUGGUAGAACUACUACGCAACCCUGAUUCAUUGAGAAAAGUCAAAGAAGAGAUUGACCGAGUUGUGCCCAAUAGGAAGGUUGAAGAGACUGACAUAGAUGAGUUGGUGUAUUUGCAAGAAAUAGUGAAGGAAACACUCCGGCUACAUCCUGCAGUUCCCUUCCUGAUACCACGGAAUUCAAUGGAAGAUUCCGACUAUAUGGGGUAUCUCAUACCGAAGAAUACACAAGUGCUUGUGAAUGCAUGGGCAAUUGGAAGGGACCCAGAGUCUUGGGAUGACCCCUUGUCUUUCAAGCCAGAGAGGUUUCUGGGAAAAAACAUUGAAUACAAAGGGCAACACUUUGAGUUGAUUCCGUUUGGAUCUGGCAGAAGAAUUUGUGUCGGCUUUUCCUUGGCUCACCAAGUGGUUCACCUUGCUCUGGCCACGCUGAUUCAGUCUUUUGACUGGGAGCUCAGUAGCUCUGACACUUCAGGGAUUACAGACAUGACUGAAAGGAUGGGGAUAUCACUUCGGAAACUAGUACCCUUGAAAGCAAUACCCAUAAGUCGAACUAUAUCAAAGUGAAGUGAUCCUCUAGCUUGCAAAAUAAAUCAUGUCUCAAUGUUGUAUUGAAAAUAUAUUUGUUAACUAUUUGUUGGAGAAAUUGCAAAUCAGUAGAAAGUAGAUGAAGUAAAUACAACAAUAUGGAGGUACAAGUGGGUUUGUGCUUUGGUGCUAGUAAGGCCACGCUUGCACCUUCGUAUUGUUACAAUUAUUUUCUCUACUUUCCACUGAUUUGCAAUUCCCCCUUGCUUGUAUGGUAUUAUGCAGACAAUCAAAGUGUCAAGGUUUAUAUGGUAUUGUUUAAGUUUUAUAAUUGCAAGUGUUCUAGUCGUAUCUUUUCCUUGUACUUGGUAUAAAUCUACUUUUGUUUAUGCUAUUUGUGUUUCUUUUCUA